CCGUGACGUCACGCACUACUCUCAGUCGACCGCCUGAUUUCUGUACGAAUCGUUCGGACGACGUGAUCGCGAGGGGAAAAUGAGGCGUUAAUGAGCGAUAACGAACGGAACACCGACCCGUUUGCGCAAUCGCGGUGCUGGUUUAUGACACGCGCUCUUUGGGACAUAAUCCGCGGGAAAACGCAGAAGCUCGCGCGUGUUUGUUCGGCUAGUCAGUGGGAUUUCAGCACCAGCCCGAGGACAGCACGCUAGCAUGUGUGUUUACUGGAGUAAAACGGUGUAAACGCCAGUGUGUUGUGGAGAUAAGAGCGGAAUGGCAUCGCGGUGGAUCGCGAUAAUCGCUUUACUGUGGGAGUUGCAGUGCUGCGUGUGCCGUGAGGUCACUCUUCCCGCCGGGCCGCUGUAUCGGGUCGCAGGUUUCUCGCUGUCCCUGCCCUGCGCCGUUUCGGGAUACGAAGGUCCACGGACACAGGAUUUUGAGUGGUAUCUGUACCGGGAGGAUGCUGAGGGUCGGCAGAUCGGUGUGGUGUCCACACGGGACGCAGGCUUUCCGUAUGCGCCGUUCCAGGGUCGCGUGCAGGCCGGUGAGGUUCGAGUCGAGAGGGAUUCGGGCGACAAAGCCAGACUGAUCAUCCAGAGGCUGCAUCCAGACGAUCAGGGCCGUUACGAGUGUUACACGCCCAGCACUGACACCCGCUUCCUAGGGAACUACAGCUCAUCAGUGGUGGUCAAAGUGAUUCCCGACACGCUGCUCAUAACACACUCUCGCAUUCUGAGCGGCCAACCCGUUAUCGAAGGCACGGAGCUUCAGCUGACGUGCGCCGCGUCCAUCCAAUCGGAUCAGCACACUCAUGUGUCCGUCACGUUCGUCGUGCGCAGCAGCAGGGGCCCGGAGUCUCAGGGUCACAACCUCAGAGAGAUCAUCGGCAUCGACCGUGAGCUGCGCGUGACACCGGGCCACAGCGGCACCUACGGGAAGAGAUACGGGGAUGGAGAGAUCGCUGUGGAGAAGCGGAAGGGGGACGGAGGCCGGGAUCUGUACGUACUGAAGAUGAGCGCUCUGGCACCCGAGGAUUCUGGGUCGUAUUUCUGCGAGGCUGCGCAAUGGAUCAGAGAUCCGGAUGGCAAAUGGGAACGCAUCGCACAGAGGACCAUGGAGCUCGGGAAUCUCACCGUUCAACCGCUUGCGGACACACUGAGUGUGCGCUCUGUCCCGGAUGGUGAUGUCUCUCUGCGGCCCGGCGCUCCGCUCCGCCUCCGCUGUCAGGUGUUGGGUGUAGGUGCGUGGAAGCGCUCGGCUCUACAGGUGCAGUGGAUGCGGCGCGGGCUGGAGGGCGGUGUGGAGGUGGAGGUGGCGCGCGUGGAUCCUGACGGCGUGGUGGCCUGGGGUGAUGAUCUCAGCAGGGCAGGAGGCGGCAGCAUGGAGAAGGAGGCCGACGGGAGCUUCUCUCUGCGCCUGUUCUCCGUUCGCCCCGCUGACGCCGGACUCUAUCGCUGCGCUGUGAGCGUCUACGCCGGGAGGAAAACACCAGCACCGGAGAGUCCCGCCACGAUCACACAGAGAUCAGAGUGGGUCACUGUUAGCCUGAAGACUGAAGAGGUGCGUGUAUCUGCUAGCAUUGAUUUGCCACGCCGGCCGCUCCUGAAGCGCGGCAGCACCGUCACGCUGCUCUGCAACGUCUCUGUGGAAGCCACCGGUGCUUCACGAGUCGAGGUGCAGUGGCUUCAGAAACCCGAGGAGAUGGCGAGGAAAGGCGCCACGCUUUCUGAGGACAGCAAAGGCAGGCUCCUGGCGUCUCUGAGCUACGACGGCCUGACGCGCAUCUACAGCAACGGCAGCGACGUGAGCGUGGACCGUGUGUCUGCUGGCUGCUUCAGGCUGAGGAUCUUCUCGGCCGCUGAAGAGGAUCAGGGACACUUUCAGUGUCGAGCCAAGGUUUGGGCGCAGGAUCCGCGCGGCGGAUGGUACAGCACCGGCGCUGAAGCCGAGUCCGUGACCGUAAACCUGUACCUGUACGCACGAGUCACUGAUCUGCUGCUCUUACCUCUCGUGAUCGGCGUGUCGUCUGCGCUGUUUGUGGGCAUAUUGAUUAUCGCCACUGUGACGUGCUGCUUCAUGAACAGACUAUCUAGACAGCGCUCCCGCAUACGGAAGUAGGAAGUAUGAGGAAGACUUUCCUGGAAGAACAUUCAAUGACUUGAAUGGAGCAAAGAAAAACGGGUUUUAAACAGGUAUUUUGGCUGUCAUGACAUAAUGUGCACUCACAAUUGGGAAGGAGAUCAGAACAGUUGCAUAUACACAAACACAUGUAGAUUCACUUCAAGCUGUGACAUUGUGAUUUGCACUGUUUCUAUUCACUCCACUUUGACAAAGUUGAAUAUUGAUGUCAGAAUGAAUGAAAGGACGUCUGGACUAGAGUCUCAGUGCAGGUAUGUUUCGAAAGAACCACUAAUAAUAAAUCCACAGAUGUCCAGCACUGAAAUCACUCACUGCUAUGAAAUGUGCUCAUAAUUCAAUGUAAGAUCAGCAGAAUACUUGAGUAUAAAACACUUUUACGGCAUGCCAUAUUUUUUCAUCUUUUCAAUUUUUGUGAUAGAAUGAAAUGCAUUGAAUAUCCUGAGCAGUUCCAGUUCCUCUCUAGUGCACGUUUGUUUUUCAGUGACGUGUUCAUAAAGUUAGUUCAUUCUUAUGUUCUGUAUUGUAAAUGGUGAAUUUCACAAAGAAAUGUCUGGGUCAGAUUUUACCCCAAAAACUUAAAGUGAAAAAAAAAUAUUUUGCAUCUGUACAAUUUUUGUUUGUUUGCUUUUUUUCCCACUGCAUUUACAGGACCAGAGUGGGACAUGGACCAAAUCUUGUAUGUUUGAAAAUCAUCCCAAUGUUAAAACCAGUUUGGCGAUUUUAUACUGUAGUUUUACUGUUUUGUGCAUCUGGGUCAUUCCACAAAACAGGUGCCUUUAUGUCCCUCGUUAACAUGUAAAUAAUGACUCCAGCAAUGAGUUUGUGUUUCCAGUACAAUCUAACAUGCUCAAACCUGUGACUCAUUUUUUUAUAUAGUGAAUUAUUUUUGAAAAAUCGAUAUUUUUAGCAAUCUCAUCCACUUAUCCUGUUGUGCCAUAGUUACAUUCCACCAUUUAUUUAGCUUGAGAUAAUGCCAUGCAAUUAACACACUCUUUGUUUAAUUUGCUGUAAAAAAUCAGCUGAGAUUUUUUUUUUUUUAAAUGGAAAGCACCCGUUUCAUAGAAUGACCCAUUUGAUAAAGUAGUGUUUUUUGAAGAAAUGCAUGAUAGUUGUACUGUUAUUACUGAUUCGUUUUCUCCUAUGCAUUCACCAGAAUAUGGGUUAGUAACCAGCAGACGGUAGGUUAGAUAAAUGGACUUGAAUCAUUGCGAUUGUGAUGUGUUAGCGCUGAUCUUUCUGCAGUCGCUCUCUCUGGGAUUGUACUAAUGUGAAAGCCACAUUAACAUGGAAAAAAGGGAUUCUGUGUUUCUCUGUUUAUUUACAGUGUUUAGACGCUGAGAUCUGAUUUAUCCUCUUACGCCACGAGACUAAACGCUGAGAGCAGAAUAUUCUCUGGAUAUUAAUCCUCUUGUUUAUGGUCUGAAACCUCUCAUAAAACUGAAUUUAUGCAGUUGGCCUGUAGCUAUCUUGUUCUCUUUCCUCGUUUGUGAUGUUUCUUCAUUUUAAUUGCAGCGUUUAUAACAGAGGUGCCCAAACUUUUUAAUACAAAGGACCAAACAUCAGAUUUGAUUAAGGACUGGGUGAAAAUUCCAAAUAUAUUAUAUUAAAUUAUAUUAAA
Sinocyclocheilus grahami is the source of this 3797-nucleotide messenger RNA. RefSeq names its product immunoglobulin superfamily member 8-like. The transcript has 6 exons. Lineage: Eukaryota; Metazoa; Chordata; Actinopteri; Cypriniformes; Cyprinidae. Bases 314 to 2158 code for a protein of 614 amino acids. The record is from RefSeq and is a predicted model, not a curated record. Gene Ontology annotation, cellular component: membrane.